Molecule: messenger RNA, 3923 nt
Organism: Eptesicus fuscus (big brown bat)
Lineage: Eukaryota; Metazoa; Chordata; Mammalia; Chiroptera; Vespertilionidae
Gene: TNFRSF10B
Product: TNF receptor superfamily member 10b
Exons: 9
Coding region: 91-1413 (440 amino acids)
Biological process (GO): TRAIL-activated apoptotic signaling pathway; positive regulation of apoptotic process
Cellular component (GO): cell surface; plasma membrane
Molecular function (GO): TRAIL binding
Source: RefSeq, a predicted model, not a curated record
UUAAACGUUAAACUAAAUCGGGCGAGCCUCUUCAGAUCGAGCACCUCGCAUACCUUCGCCCCCUCCCCUGAAAUCCACAAAAGACCCGCGAUGGCUUUGCCACGGAGACCGGGGGCGCUCACCGACCGCACGUGGCCGCGGGGAGUCAGAGUACAGAUCGCUUCCCGCCGCGCGGUGGGGCGCGCCGCCGCCCCGAAGUCCCAGCGCGGAGCCCGGCCCCGGCCCUGGGCACCCCGCACCCUGAUCCUGGUCCUGUCCUGUCUCCUGGUGCUGGUCCCAGUGGCCUCAGCCACAGUCAUAGAGCCGGACAGAGUUCUCCAGCAACCAGCUGCCAGCCUCCCAGGGAAGUGUCCUAAAGGAUCCUAUCUCUCGGAACACAGCAGAACUUGUAUAGAAUGCACUGAAGGAGUGGAUUACAACAGUCAUCCCAACAGCUUGUCUUCUUGCCGACCCUGCUCUAAAUGCCCUCCAGAUAAAGUAGAAACAGCUCGGUGCACCAGGACGAGGGACACCCAGUGUCGGUGCAAGAAUGGCACUUACCAGGAUAAGGAUUCUCCUGAGUUCUGCCUACCGUGCAGCCCUCGGUGCCCUGAUGGCAAGGUCAAGGCCAAGGCCUGUGGCCCCUCGAACGACCUUGAGUGUGUGGACCAACAAUCAGGUACCCAGGACCAUGGGGAGGCCCCAGUUCCUGGAGAGCCAGUGACCACCAGCCUGGAGGCACACACUGCUGCUCCCUCUCUCUCCUCAGGCAUACCGUGGUGGGGGAUCCUUCUUAUCUGCAUCUUGGUGUUUCUGGUGCUGGGCGUAUGUUGUUGCAGGAGCUGUAACCUUCGAGGUUCCGGAGCGGCCACCAAGAGCAGGAGCAGAGGCUGGUUUUGUUUCUCACGAACCCCAGAAGACCCUGAGGCUCUGGACAAUGCCCACAACCUGGCCAUAAGCAACAGAGACUCGCUGUCCUCUGAGCAGGAACAGGAGGAGCUGGCCCUGGUACAGCCCGCAGGAGAAGCACAGCAUCUACUGGGACGGGCAAGCGCAGAUGGGUCUCAGAUGAGAAGGAAGCUGCUGGUUCCAGCGAACAACGAGAACCCCCUAGAAACCCUGAGGGAGUGCUUCUAUGAAUUCUCAAAGUCCGUGCCCUUUCCUCGCUGGGAGCCAUUCAUGAGAUCGGUGGGCCUCACAGACAAUGAUAUCUUCAUCGCCAAAGCACAAGCGUUAGACCCCGGGGAUGGGUUGUAUCAAAUGCUGACCUCCUGGCUCAACACCAAGGGGAAGGCUGCCUCAGUCAACACCCUACUGGAGGGCUUGGAAAAACUGGGGGAAAGGCAUGCCAAGGAGAGGAUUGAGGACCACCUGGUGAGGUCCGGAAAGUACGUCUAUGAAGGAGGUGAAGCAGGUCCUGCUGUUUCCCAGUGAAAAGGUCUCUCUUUUGGAGACCAAAGCUUUCCUAGUUUACCUUUUCUCCUGAAAAAGAAAUAAGACUGGACACUAUAUGCCUGGCCAGUGCGGCUCAGUGGUUGAGCAUCAAUCUGUGAAUCAGAAGGUCAUGGUUCUAUUCCCUGUCAGGGCACAUGCCCAGGUUGCAGGCUAGAUACCAGCUGGGGCUAUGUGGGAGGCAGCUGCUCGAUCUCUAUCCCUUUCCCUUCCUCUCUGACAUCAAUUAGCUUGGAGAAAUUUCUCUUCAAAUUGGCUCAUAGGCCAACAAAUGCUCAACCUCUGAGCCACACCAGCCAGGCCUGGCACUUUUUCAUUCUAAUAGACUUCCACUUUUUUAUACUUGUUAUUUAAUGUUUUGUAUAAUCUAACUGUGUUGUUAUGUGUCCAGCUACUUGCCUAACUGUGAUAGGGCUCUUUUUUAUUUUUGAAAGUUUGUUCUUGUAUUAUUAUUAUUGUUUAUUAUUGUAUUAUUUUCUGUAAACUUAUUUUUACCCCACCCUGUAUAUAUUUGUAUGUUUAUGAGUAUGGAAAACUUUUUGGAAAUGUAUUCACUAGGUUGAUCUCAUGUGUUAACCUAAAUGGGAGAAGGGAACAAAGUUGCAAAGGAAUCACCGCACCUCUGGGGAUGGUGCUAGUGGCUCCCAGCUCCCUCAGAGGCACUUUGAGCUUGUCCAACUUCUCCAGCAGGGUGGGGAACGUCCGGCCAGACCAAAUGGUUUUUAAGGCCAGAAACACCAUUUGGUCUGGCCCUGCCAAAGGCAACCACAAGUGGAACUUGAAAUUCAAGAAAUCUAGUUUUUUUCAUAGCAACAUAAAUUUAUAUUAAGCAGAUCGUAAUAAUAAUGUACAUUUUGAGGGACAAGCAAGAAUGUCCACUACAGGACGUUCAUAAAAUAUACUUUAAGUACACCGCAAAGGUUCUAGAACAUUCCAAGUGCUGUAGGCAUUUGGAUGAUAGAACUUCCUCAAGUACUGGCAGCUUUGUCCAGGGCAGUAUCCAGUACAUGACGGGACAGACAUGUAUGCUUCCCGUCGGCUGCCCCUGGUCUGUGUGCCGGUAUUGCGGUGACUCCGAGGACAGGCAGCGCCGGGCAGCCUGGGAGUGUACGGCUGUGAAAGUGUUAACACACUGUGGCAAAACUACUGCGACCCAGUGAUGAUGAGACGGGGUGCGAUGAGAUGAUUUCUCGCGACAUGGAUCACCUUGCCUCUAAUAAUUGACAACGAUGUUGUCGACUUCUUUGCUGACACAGAUGACAGCUCCAAUCCAACCUUUAUCCACAUGUCCACGAUCAACAAUUCUCAAAAAACCCCAAAACUGAAUCUCAGGGGCAGAUUAAGGACAUUCCAGUACAAAGAAAAGACCUCUAGAGCCGAUGAUACAAAUGCUGGAUAUGUUUCAAGUCCAAGAAGCAAGAUUAGAACAGCGAUCAAAGCAAAAUCAUUGUGUUGCUGGCGACACACCCACUGGAUAGUUAUGGAAACUUAAGGGUGUGACGUCCUACAAAUGGCGACUACAAAGAAAAGGAAAGUUAACGCAGAGUGUUACGACAGCGGACAUAACAGGCAUUAUCCAACGGGCCGUUUUCGUUCGUGGGAUAACUGCAGAGUUGGACACGGGAGAGGGACUGCUGUCAGUGGAAGCCACGCAGGGCACUACACGAGGGGAGGACUUGUUUGAGAGACUGUUUUAGCAAUGAAAAAUGUUGAGCUGACAUUCGAAAAGUUAAGAGGCCUCCUUAUAGAUGUAGGAGCUGCAACCAUGGUUGAAUUGCAUCCGUCAAGAAAGAACUGAACUGUCUCAGUCUUGAUCCAAGUGAUUUAACUAUAAGCCACUGCAUCAGACACCAAGAGUCUCGGUGCACAGUGGGUGCGGCUCAACAACAAUAUGUCAACAGCAGUGUCAUGCAUACGUUUUGUCAAAAGCAGAGGGUUUAGCCUUGGCCAGUUUUCCUCAGUGAUUAGAGCAUCGGCCCGCUGAGGGAACGGUCAAGGUUUUGAUUCCCAGUCAAGAGCAUGUUCCUCAGUUGCAGUUUCUUUCUUUUUUCUUCAGUCCUCACCUGAGGAUAGUUUUCCAUUGAUUUUUAGGGAAAGUGGGAAAGAGAGGGAGAGACAAGAGAGAAAUAUCGAUGUGAGAGAAACACAUCAAUUGGUUGCCUCCUGCAUGUGCCCCAACCAGGCCUGGGCCAGGGAGGAGCCUGCAACUAGGUAUGUGCCCUUGAUCGGAAUCGAACCCGGGACCCUUUGGUCCAUAGGCCGUCGUUCUACCCACUGAGCAAAACUGGCGAGGGCCCUCAGUUGCAGUUUCAAUUCCUGGUCCUGGUCAGGGUGCGAGAGAGAGAGGUAACCAAUAGUUGUCUCUCUCUCUCUCUCCCCACUCACCCCUCCCUUCCACUCUCUAAAAAAAAUCAGUGGGAAAAAAAUAUCUUCACUCCAUGGGUGAGGAUUUAAAAAAUAAAUUAAAAAAAAAAAAAAAGCAGAGGGUUAAA